AGCCCCACCUUCCAGGGCUCCGGGCCCUGAGGUAGCUGCCUUCCUCCUCCUGAGUUCAUGGUCACAGCCCCAGACUCAAUGGGCUCCCUCCAGCACAGCUAUUUCCAGCUGCCACAGAUGGAUGACUCGUGGGCCCAGCUGCCCUGGCCCGGGCCACCCCAUCCAGCCAUGCUGCUGGUCUCCCUCCUCCUGGCAGCUGGCGUAAUGCACUCAGAUGCUGGCAACAGCUGCCCGGUCCUUUGCACAUGCCACAACCAGGUGGUGGAUUGCAGCAGCCAGCGGCUUUUCUCUGUGCCCCCAGACCUGCCAAGGGAUACCCGCAACCUCAGCCUGGCCCACAAUCGCAUCGCCACCGUGCCACCGGGCUACCUCACGUGCUACAUGGAGCUCUGGGUGCUGGACUUGCGCAACAACUCUUUGGUGGAGCUGCCCCCGGGCCUCUUCUUGCAUGCCAAGCGCUUGGCACACCUGGAUCUGAGCUACAACAACCUCAGCCACGUGCCGGCUGACAUGUUCCGAGAGGCCCAUGGGCUGGUACACAUUGACCUGAGCCACAACCCAUGGCUGCGGAGGGUGCACCCUCAGGCCUUCCAGGGCCUGGUGCAGCUCCGAGACCUGGAUCUGAGCUACGGGGGCCUGGCCUUUCUCAGCCUGGAGGCGCUGGAGGGCCUGCCAGGGCUGGUGACCCUGCAGAUUGGUGGCAACCCUUGGGUGUGCGGCUGCACCAUGGAGCCUCUGCUGAAGUGGCUGAGGAACCGGAUCCAGCGCUGCACGGCAGAUUCUCAGCUGGCUGAGUGUCGAGGGCCCCCUGAAGUGGAGGGCGCCCCACUCUUCUCCCUCACUGAGGAGAGCUUCAAGGCCUGCCACCUGACGCUCACCCUGGACGAUUACCUCUUCAUCGCCUUUGUGGGGUUUGUGGUCUCCAUCGCCUCCGUGGCCACCAACUUCCUCCUGGGCAUCACAGCCAACUGCUGCCACCGCUGGAGCAAAGCCAGCGAAGAGGAAGAGAUUUGA
This is a messenger RNA of Elephantulus edwardii (Cape elephant shrew), 1014 nucleotides long. RefSeq names its product leucine rich repeat containing 55 (gene LRRC55). The transcript has 2 exons. Gene Ontology annotation, cellular component: extracellular matrix. Gene Ontology annotation, molecular function: protein binding. The record is from RefSeq and is a predicted model, not a curated record. Lineage: Eukaryota; Metazoa; Chordata; Mammalia; Macroscelidea; Macroscelididae. The coding region runs from base 58 to 1014 and encodes 318 amino acids.